This is a messenger RNA of Cooperia oncophora, 426 nucleotides long. The record is from the annotation of a GenBank genome assembly. NCBI's taxonomy places the organism in Eukaryota, Metazoa, Nematoda, Chromadorea, Rhabditida, Trichostrongylidae.
AUGAGUUUUGAUAAUCACUCUCGACCAACUCUGAAAGCAUUGUACUCAGGUAUUGCGGACGUGAUUUCCAUCCUCACAAGUUGCUUCCACCGUCUCAACCGUCAACUUUCCUUGGGUCCAGAGUACAGGCUGGUUGUCUCAAUUGCUGUAGUUCUCAGUGGGACCACCUUUCUCACUCACAUGAUCGGAAAUAUGAUCAUCACUAUCAACCGCUAUUCUGCACUUUGCCUCGCCAAGAGGUAUAAUGAGGUUUGGACUCGAAGAAACGUGUGGAUUAUGAUUAUUGCACAGUAUACUGUGUCUUUCGCUGCUUUCAGCCACCUUAUUGGAGUGGAAUUACUGUAUAAAGAGGGGGAUGAUGGUCGCCUCAUAUAUGCUGGCUUAGAAUCUAGCGUCAGCUGGGUAAGAGUUGUUUUUGAUCAGUGA